Messenger RNA from Hyalella azteca, 883 nucleotides. RefSeq lists its product as uncharacterized. The transcript is spliced from 5 exons. The record is from RefSeq and is a predicted model, not a curated record. Lineage: Eukaryota; Metazoa; Arthropoda; Malacostraca; Amphipoda; Hyalellidae. The annotation marks the transcript as partial.
UCUAGUGCGUAAAUGCAGAACUUUGCUAAAGUUUACUCAUGGCAUCUGUUCAGUGUUAGUUAUUUUUCUAAAUAAUGGCUUCACUUGCUAGGGAAAAUGAUGAGGCAGCUGAUCUCAUAUCAGCCGAUCAAGUGGUCAGUCCACAUUCUUGCCUGUCACAUGCUGGAGAUGAAACAGUAGAUCUCUAUGAUGAUAUUCCGACUGAAAUAAUUGGAGUGCACAACAAUCCUGCUGAAAGCCAAACUUCUAAUGAGAAGGCAUCUGCUAAAAGUGUGAACUCCAAACAUUACUCUAAAACAUCAUCAGACAAGAAAUCUACACCUGGUGCAUUUGACCUGCUAGAUGAUUGCAUCAUUGCAAAGCACACAACUGAGCUUGCUGCAGAGAAUGAAUUGCUUAAAAGUGAGAUUCAUGCAAUUCGGGAGCAGUCUAAGGAACUGCAAAAAAACAUGACAUGCUUGUGGAAGACUGCACGCAUGCAGAUCAAGGAAAAAGACAACAAAAUUGUUGCAUUGCAACGAAAAUAUGAAGCUCUGGUAUUCAGACGGGCCAUGAGAAAUACAAGCAAGGAUGAUUUCGACAGAAUUGUGACAAGAAUAUCUGCCUAUGCACCAGCAGAAAUGAAAGAGUUUUUGCAGGAGAUGAAACGAGACGGAUCUGGAUUAUGUAAAAAUUGUGGUGUCCAGACUCCAGAAUGCUGGUGGUGCUGUCGGCGGCGGGGGUCCCGGGGGGUGGUGGUGAAUUCCAGCCUGGUGGUGGUGGCAUGCCAAUUCCAAGUAACUUGUCUCAAGUGCAAGUCCACUCUGCAGUUUGAGGUCAUCAAGUUCCUGCCGUUGAAGCUGAGUCUCUGCUCCAUCUCCUGCCAGUUGAGCAACAGAAACAA